AUGCCUACAGUUCCAAUAAUUAACUUGCCCAAACUUGCAACCAAACCUCGAACACUCGUCCUGUGCUUUGAUGGUACAACUAAUUAUUUUGACGAAACGAAUACAAAUGUCGUAAAAUUAUUUAGUCUACUCAAGCGCGACAAUCAAGAAGAACAAAUGGUCUAUUACCAACCAGGCGUCGGAACUUAUACACCUCCUGGCAUCUUCUUGCCCAUCACUCUCAAGCUAACAAGGAUUGCCGAUCAAGCGAUCGCAUUAUAUCUGGACAAACAUGUAAUGGGCGGUUACGAAUUCUUGAUGAAGAAUUAUCGCGACGGGGAUAAAAUAUGCCUGUUUGGAUUCUCGCGUGGCGCAUACACCGCACGUGCUCUGGCAGGAAUGCUUUACAAAGUUGGACUUCUCCCUCCGACAAUGGACACGGUAUCAAGCGUUGGUGUACUAUUCCCCCGUCAUUUACCCUUCGCCAAAUCCAACCCAAUAGUGAAAACGUUCCGUCAUGCAGUAUCACUUGAUGAGCGUCGUGCAAAGUUCAAAGACCACCUCUGGCACGUUCAUUCUCCAGACGGCCAAUGUCACGGUGCAAAACACCCCACGACGCAAAAGCCCAAACUUGCCGCAGAUACGGAAAAACAUCUCACAGUACCCGUAUCCGCUCAAACAGCUUCACCGAUAGCGUCGUUUCAGCCUCUGCCUACGUUGACUGAGUCUAAGUGCGAGGGUACAGUGGAUAUUACUGUCACCGAACCAACACCUCCAACCGAUUGCAAAACUCCACUGAUUACUCCAAUUGAUCAACCUCCUCUUUGGCCCGGAGUAGAGACCGACACUUCUUCGAGUGAAAAUGAACAGCCAUCGGUCCCGGUUAAAAUAUCAUGGCAUUCGCAGGAGAAAACUCACAUCGAAGUGAAGGGCUCCGUAGUCGGGAGAGAAGAGCUGAGAGCUUUGGGUGCUCCAGACGUUAGCAAAGUGUAUACAGACAUCAAAAUCGUCAAAUCCGAGACCGGGUUCGGGUCUAUAGUUACUCCAACAGGCCCUGCAACGAUUAAAAAGACUCCAACCUUAAAGUUGUGGAACCAUAUAACGACCAAGGUAGGACGUCCAAAUCUUAGGAGGCUCUCGAGUGGAAUUUGUGAAUAUGAAGCUGCAAUGAUUACGAACGCGGAAUUCAAAACUCAUCAGCCUAGAAGUUGGGAACAAACCGAUGUGCUCGAAGUCUGGUUUGCUGGUGGCCAUAGUGAUGUGGUGGUGGAGCUGAAAAGACGGGAGGACAAACAAUUAUCGAACAUAUCUUCGCUGGAUGAUCCGUCAAUCAUAGCAUCUGGAUGCGAUAUCAAAUUCAAUGAUCAAGUCAUGAAUGCGUCGUCAGCAACCAAACAUUUCGAUAUGAACGUAUCCAUAUCUAAUGACAGAGUUGGUCUGUCAAGCACUCGGCCCAUGACCAAGGCGCAGAUCCAAGAAAUGAACGAUGCCCAAGCGAGAGCCCACGAUAAUUUGCGAAACCCGGCUUGGUGGCCAUUGGAGUUUAUACCUUUGUUCCGAACAUUUGUGAACUACCAAGGAGAUAGUCAGACCACAUUUAGGUUGAACCUCUUCAAGGGGCGUCAGCCACGUAUCCCCGAAGGAAAGAUCAAAGUCCAUAGGACGGUUGACUAUCGCAUAAAAAAUGUGGCCGGAUACAUGUAUAGGCCCGCAUCCCUAAGGAAGCCAUUGAAUGGGUUGAUUGAAGUAUUCCUUCGUUGA
This is a messenger RNA of Rhizoctonia solani, 1740 nucleotides long. RefSeq lists its product as uncharacterized. Bases 1 to 1740 code for a protein of 579 amino acids. NCBI's taxonomy places the organism in Eukaryota, Fungi, Basidiomycota, Agaricomycetes, Cantharellales, Ceratobasidiaceae. The record is from RefSeq and is a predicted model, not a curated record. The transcript is spliced from 13 exons.